Cylindrotheca closterium is the source of this 3414-nucleotide messenger RNA. Lineage: Eukaryota; Bacillariophyta; Bacillariophyceae; Bacillariales; Bacillariaceae. The record is from the annotation of a GenBank genome assembly.
AUGGACGGUUCCAUCACCAAAAGCAGCAAGAGAUCAAGAAGCAGCGGUAGCAGAUCCUCAAGAAGAAGAUCUCGUCGUACUAGCAGCACAAGCAACAGUCCAAAGAGGAGCAACGAACCGCGUCGAACCAAGAAAAGCAAAGAAGAACAUGAAGCCAAGGAUAAAGCUCGAGCCGAGCGUGACAGUGGUACCUCUAGGGCAAAUGCCGUCGAUCAUACUGGCGUAGUAGCAGCAGCACCAGUGGAACCAACGAAAGGCCGCAGCAACAAAUAUCGAAGUAGCAAAAGAAAAAGCCAAGAACAACAACAAGAAGAUCAAUACACCAAGGAUGCUGCUGCAAAGGUGAACAAUCUCAUGGAUCGAAUGAGCGAACCCAUUACUGGACCAAUGCCGGGUGCACAUGCGGAUUCACGUGGAACUCAGGAGGCAAAAGACAAAAGCUCUGGAAAAGAACGAUUCCGCAGACCUGUGGGAACCCAAUCUGUGUUUACGGUGGAAGAACGAGCGAGACUUGAAGCUGACAAGGGAGACAAUAUGGAUGGACUUUUGAUGGCGAAUGCUGUAGACAGCAACGAUACCGACCUUGCUAUGGCACUACUCAAUUCGAUGCUUGAUCAGAACGAAGACCCAAGUGGUGGUGACAAAGCAUUGAAAACAUUGAGACGCGAGUUUGAGUUCAAGGAAAAGAAGCGUCAACAAGAAAUCGAUGAGCUCAAUCGGCGUCUAGCCAAAAAGAAGGCGGAAGAAGAAGAACGAAAGAAGCGACGAAAGCAAAUCAUCAAAAUUAUGAUCUGCGUUUUUGUUCUCAUUGCCGCCGGAAUCGGUGCAGUCUACGCUGGUGCAAUCUUUGCUUUGAACAGGGAUGAAGCAAUCCCUAACGAUGAAAGCAGCAAAGCCUCAGAUGCGCCUACAACUGGGACUCAAUCUGUUUCGCCUUCGGAAGGUCCUACAGCCAUCUUUCAACUCUACGAUCCACCAAGUCUGGAAGACUGUGAACUCGUGGCCCUGAACCGUACUUCCCCCGAGGAACGAGCCGAAUUGGAUCAAUUUAACUUUGGUCUUACCAUUGAUGUCACUUUGGAAACGGAGGAGGACAUCAAUACGAGUCAAGUCUUUACCCUAGCCUCAGCCAUUCAACAGAAGCUUGUUCCUCUGUUGAUUGGUUGUUCCGAUAUCAGUCGUCGCAACUUGGUAGAGGCAGAUACCUCCAUGAUCCGAGGUGCCUCUCAGAACCAUAGACUUCUUGCAUUUGGCGAGAAUCUUCGUGAGAAACGCUAUGUGAUUAGGGAUGCCUUUGUAAAGGGAACGCUACAGGACGCUGACUGUACCGAAACUCGAUUCACGGCGCAAUGCCACAGAGUGUUUUUGGAACUCUCCGUAUUCUUGAAGGGACCAAUUCCACCCUUUCAGAUUAUCACAUUGAUCUCCGAAGCUGAGAAAGAAUUGAUUGCGGAAGGUGAAGAAAAUAACUUGAAAGUUCCAUUGGAAUUGGAGUUUCCCUUCUUUGCCGUUCGAUUGGUUGAAGGUAUUAGUAACCUCUCACCAACAACGACACCUUCUUCGAUGCCAACGGGAAUUCCAAGCAUCCCACCUUCGGAUGUGCCAUCCGAGACUCCCACUGGAGGUUCUGGUCCGGGUGGUCCAGGUGGUCCGGGUGCUCCAACAUCUCCAACACUAGCUCCCGUUAUUAGCGAAGGUGAAGGAAGUAUGCAGCCUAGUUCCGUUCCUUCCGAGUCUCCAUCUGAAUUUCCAACUUCGGCUCCGGUAUCUGGUCCAACACUUCCAGCAACACCACGUCCUACUGCAUUGCCAUCUUCUGCACCAAGUCUUGUGCCUACAAUUUCCCCUUCUUCGGCACCAACAUUGGCUCCUGUGAUUGGCCCAACUCCUCCACCGUCGAGCCAACCCAGCGUAGUACCAUCUGUUGGACCGAGUUUGGUUCCAUCAUCCAAGCCGAGUAGGGCUCCUUCUUCCCUACCAUCAAUGUGGCCAUCAAUGAGGCCAUCUUCCGAUCCAUCAACGAAGCCAUCAACGAAACCAUCUGUCGCUCCGUCAAUGAAGCCUUCUAUGGUUCCUUCGGAAGCUCCCAGUGGAUCUCCGUCAGCCAAAUUAUGCUACUGUUUGCUCUCAGACUCCUGUGACAGUCCCAUUUCUCGCGUUACGAUUGGUUGUGGUUCUUGCGCUGCUAGCCAAUCUUGUGUGAAUCUAUCUGGAACAGGAACAAUUGGAGAGAAUUCUUGCCUCGAGGCAAACGCUUGCGAUGGAACAACUCUGGGCACUAUUGGCGAUGGCAGCUGUACUCUGGCGAAUGCAUGCAAUGGCGCAGACAUGGGUACUAUUGCCGGUGGUAGUUGCACCGGAUUGGAUGCUUGCAAUGGCGCUACCGGGACGAGGAUCCUCGGCGGUAGCUGCCUUGUUACAAAUUCUUGCAAUGCCGCACAAGUGGAUAUCAUUGCCACCGGUAGCUGCACUGGAUUGAAUGCUUGCACUAACGCUGCCGGGACACGAAUCGGCGCUGGUAGCUGCCUUGCUGAAAAUUCUUGCAAUGGAGCGACGACCGAUAUUGGCACCGGAAGCUGCACAACAACAAGAAGUUGUGCUCUGCGGGAAAUAACAGCUCUUGAUGGGAGUUGCGUUGGAGAAAAUUCGUGUCGGAAUGAUGCGAAUGGAUCGCUCGGUGCUCUGGAUGUUGGAGCUGACUCUUGUGACAGUGCUUACGGAUGUUUCUCACAAAGUGGAACAGUAAGAGAUACGUCUUGUCUCGGUGAUUAUGCAUGUGCAGGACGGAGUGUACUGGAUAUUGGAGAAGGCAGUUGCACAGUGGUCAACUCUUGCUCAGGUGAAGAAGAUGCAUCGGGCACUGUACCCUCUACCUUUGCGAAACCAAUCAAAGUGGGAGCAGGUACUUGUACAGGAUCAGGUUCCUGUCGCGGACGCGAGUUGGAUGCUGGUGCGGCCAGCUGCAUUGCUGCUUAUAGCUGUGAUGGCUUUGGCAACCAGGGCGGUACUAUCAAAUUAGAUCCUUCCAAGACAGGGGCACUCACUGUGGGGGAUGGUUCGUGUACCGGCUUGAAUGGGUGCUUGUCGUAUAGUGGGAAAGUCGAGGCAACAUCGUGCACUGGCGAGAAUGCGUGUGCCGGACGAAAUGUAUUGACUAUUGGAGAAGACAGCUGCAAGGGAGCAGGGGCUUGCUCAGGUUUAGUAAGCGACCAAGGGAAGGAUAUAGUUCCAACUGAUUCUGCAGCCAUUAGAUCGAUGACAGUCGGCAGCGGCAGUUGCAAUUGCGUUGGUUGUUGCGUGUGCAUGACUGUAGUUGGUGAUGACAAAUGCAAUACACUCAGCAACAACGCAGCCUUCGGCGCGUGUUGCAAUUAUAACGGUGAUCUCCUACUUCCAUCUUCGAUUUUACCCUAG